AUGACAACAAUCUUCAAGAAUUGCCGUGUUUUUCCCUCGCAGCCCUGCGGCGCCUCUGUCAACGAGUUUGCCGAAUCCAUGGCCAUUGAGGGGAGCAAAAUCACUCACUUCGGCCCCCUUAGUGAGAUAAACUCGCCCAAUGAAGCCAGAGUAUUUGAUUUAGAGGGCCGAAUUGUCAUCCCGGGUUUCAUCGACGGCCAUGUGCAUCUCCUGCAAUUUGGCCAAUCUUUGGGCCGAGUCGAUCUUAUCGCCUGCAAGUCCCUGGACCAGAUCCGGAAGACUAUCAAAGCGCACGCCGACUCCCACCCGUCUGUCCCGCGCAUCCUAUGCCGCGGCUGGAUCCAAUCAUCCACUAACGGUAUCGCUUUGGCCAGCAUGUUAGAUGAUAUGGGUCCGCGCCCGAUCUAUAUAGAUGCCUUCGAUAUGCACUCCAUGUGGUGCAAUUCCGCAGCUCUCGAUGAAAUGGGGGCCCAUACGGCACCCGACCUUCCAGGUGGAAAGAUUUAUCGUGACGCGAAUGGAAGAGCGUCGGGCUUAAUCGAAGAAUCGGCAUUGGAGAACCUAGCAUGGCCAUAUCUUGCAAGCAUUACAUCUACCGAGGAUAAUCUGAACGCCUUAGACAAAGCCGUCGCUGCAUAUACUGCCAGCGGGUAUACAGGCGUUGUCGACAUGGCCAUGGAUGAAGGUACAUGGGAAAUUCUCAACUUAUAUCGCCGAAAUAAACCCAUCCCUUUCCAUAUCGCUGCUCACUGGUUGGUGCCGUUUUCUGGUGAUGAACAAGAUCAUUUCCGCUAUGUAGACCGGGCGAUCGAACUUCAGCAAAGAACCAUUCCAUCAGAUUUCUAUGUUACCGGUAUUAAAAUCAUCAGCGACGGUGUCGUCGAUGGGUGCACUGCCGCCAUGCGCCAGCCGUACACGGGAAAAUCCGACCCCGUUGAACCAAUCUGGCCCGCAGACAUGUUACGGGCCGUUGUCAAAAGGGCAGAUUCGGCUGGGCUACAGUGUGCAAUCCACGCUAUCGGUGACCAGGCUAUCAGCCAAGCUGUCAAUAUCCUGUCAGAAGCCGGCACCCCGGGUCGAAGGCACAGGAUUGAGCACCUAGAACUAGCAUCCUCCGAAGAUGCCAGAAGACUCGGUGAACUAGGAAUUACUGCAUCGAUCCAGCCAGUCCAUUCCGACCCAGCUCUCUUUAAAGCAUGGCCCAAUCUAAUAGGGCCUGAGCACUGCAAGCGCGCUUUCGCCUACAAAGAGUUUUUAGACGGCGGCGCUAAUGUUGCUCUCGGGACAGAUACGCCUACUGCACCUCACUUCCCUUUUCCAAAUCUGUAUAACGCCACCACGAGACGCUCAGCAACUGAACCUGAAACAACCCAGACUGUCAAUCCUCAUUUUGCGCUUAGCCUGGUUGAAGCUGUCACGGCAGCAACGGCGGGCGCGGCGUAUGCGCGGUUUGCGGAGUCAUGGGCUGGAAGCUUGAAGGAAGGGAUGAAUGCAGACUUCUUGGUAGUUGAUAUGGAAUUGACACCGGAGAAGCUGCUGGAAGGAAAAGUGUGCGAAACAUGGUACCGGGGAAAGAAAGUGUAUGAUUCGAAGGCAUAG
Penicillium riverlandense is the source of this 1599-nucleotide messenger RNA. Its product is annotated as amidohydrolase. The record is from RefSeq and is a predicted model, not a curated record. NCBI's taxonomy places the organism in Eukaryota, Fungi, Ascomycota, Eurotiomycetes, Eurotiales, Aspergillaceae. The coding region runs from base 1 to 1599 and encodes 532 amino acids. The transcript has a single exon. Gene Ontology annotation, molecular function: hydrolase activity, acting on carbon-nitrogen (but not peptide) bonds.